Messenger RNA from Oryzias melastigma (Indian medaka), 1137 nucleotides. RefSeq names its product CD209 antigen-like protein C. Lineage: Eukaryota; Metazoa; Chordata; Actinopteri; Beloniformes; Adrianichthyidae. The transcript has 5 exons. The coding region runs from base 200 to 943 and encodes 247 amino acids. The record is from RefSeq and is a predicted model, not a curated record.
AUCAUAUAUAACACAUUAGUAAAUGAAUUUGUGGUUGUCAGCCAAGCUGGUGUGACCACAGAUGAAUUUUGUGUAACUUUGUUGAGUAUGAAUAUUUUUGUUGGUAGGAUUCUGGAAUGUUCCAAACUCCAGAGUAGUUCUUGUGUCCCUGGGACUGCUGAACGCUGUUUUAUUUAUAAUUGCUGUUGUUCUUGGAGUGAUGUGUGCUGGAGUCAGAGAGGACUCCUCCCUGAAGGAUUCCCACUCAGCUGCUUUGAAACUCAUCGGUGAACUCACAGAUCUGCGAAGCAACCACAGCGAUUUGAUUGAAGCUGAAGAGAAGGCCAAGAAGGAUCUGCAGAUGAAGAUCCAGGACCGUGUAAAGCUAAAGGAGCAAAUUCAGCAGCAGACAGUGCUCAAUGAGAACUAUCAGAAACAGAUCCAAGCCCUGCAAACCGAAAAAGAAAAGCUUCAGGCUAACAUCACAGCUUUAGAGGGAACAUGUGGAAGAUGCCCAGAAAAAUGGAAUCUCCUGGACUCCUCCUGCUAUUUCUUUUCCUACAUCGAGUCUUCUUAUGUCACGAAGAGUUGGCAGGACAGCAGGAUGGACUGCAUCGGACGUGAAGCUGACCUGAUCGUGAUAGAUAGUACAGAGGAGCAGAAGUUUGUGAGCAGCACCAUUUACAAAAUGUCGGGAGGCAGAAAUGUGUGGGAAAUGGGUUUCUGGAUUGGCCUCACUGACAGAGAGACGGAGGGAAGAUGGGUCUGGAUUAACAAUGUUACAGAGGUGGAUCGAAGGUACUGGAUGGAUGGAGAACCAAACAAUAUUGGACAACAUGGAGAGGACUGUGGGGUUACAUCCUACAAUACAUAUGAUAAUAUUCGUAAAACUCGCUUUGACAGCUUUUGCAGGAACAAUCGAUAUUGGAUUUGUGAAAGAAAAUCGAGCUUAGGGGUCAGUUAAAAGCUCAGGAUGUAGCUCAUACAGAAAACUGUGGGAGAUUUUGGCAAAAAUCGAGCCGAUACCAAUCCAAUACAAGUCAAUGUCACCAAUGUUGAUACUGAUAUCAAUAUUUCUUGUAAUUGCAGUGGAUGUAACAUGAACCUCAAAAUCUGAAUUGCUUCUUAUCACUUUGAGUGUUUUUUUUUUUUUUUUUU